Molecule: messenger RNA, 14710 nt
Organism: Hemicordylus capensis (graceful crag lizard)
Lineage: Eukaryota; Metazoa; Chordata; Lepidosauria; Squamata; Cordylidae
Gene: NAV2
Product: neuron navigator 2
Exons: 39
Coding region: 866-8317 (2483 amino acids)
Biological process (GO): nervous system development; neurogenesis
Molecular function (GO): ATP binding; protein binding; ATP hydrolysis activity
Source: RefSeq, a predicted model, not a curated record
UUCUUUGGUGUCGUCCACGGCAGGCUGCCUCCACACGCACGCAAGCACACACACACACACACCCGCUCCUUCACUCAGCACUGCAACCUGUUUCACUGCUGAGGUUUAAAAUGAGGUGGGAGUUGUUUUCUCUCCAGCUUUGACAGCUCCAUUCUCACUCUAGGCUUCAUGAGCAGUCUCAGCAGCAGCAGCAGCAGCGCUGGGAAAUCUCUUUGCCACCAGCAGAUUUGCCAUGUAAAUGUCAUAAAUGGACAUUUCUCUCUCUGCUCCAGCAUCUUGGGUCCUGUUCACAGAUAUUAAGAUUAAGGAGCUUGGAUUCUCUGAGGCUCGCAUCCAAAGGCAUCGGCUGUUAACAUACUGAGCUACAUCUGCUUCUUGGCUAAGGCUGAAGAAAGACAUCUUAAGCCUGGAAAUCCUGCCUGUGCUUGCUCUCUAGCACAAGCCCGCGCGCACACACACACGAAGCGCAAGAAACAUAUGCUGCAGCAGGUUCUUUUUCUCAUUCCAAAAGGCUGCUUCACUUUCCCAGUUUCAGUGACAAGAUAAUGAAGUAAAAGUCUCCCAUCUCCAAGGAGGAAAAUUACAGGAAUCAGCUGCUGAACAGAAGGGGCAAGUUAAACCGUCACACUAGAGGCGGAAGGACACAGGUUGAGAAUUAAGAACCGAAAUUAAAGGAAACAGGUGGAAAGGCUGUGACACACUUGCUCAUUCAGACUUUACAGCAUCCUUCAUUUUCCUCUGACUAUUUAUUUUUGUCAUUCAGCAAUUCUAGCUUGCUUCUUUUUUUCCUGCUCCGGCUGCUGCUUGCUGCUAGCACUGUUGCUGCUACUAACAGAAACGUGUUAACAAAGCUGAAAGAGAAAAAAUGCCAGCCAUCCUGGUAGCCUCCAAAAUGAAAUCUGGACUACCUAAACCUGUCCACAGUGCUACUCCUAUUGUUCAUGUUCCGGCAGCAAGAACCAUCCCACAGCCCUGUUACCUGAAGUUUGGAAGCAAGGUGGAGGUGAACAAACCCUCCUAUUCCAGCCAGAUCCCCCUCAAAUCUCCUAAUGGUCAUGAGAAUGCAGGCGAUGGGUUCCCUCCAAAGAAGAGCAGCUCCAUAGAAAAUGGCUUUGACACACAGAUUUAUACAGAUUGGGCCAAUCACUAUCUAGCAAAAUCCGGCCAUAAACGCUUGAUAAAGGACCUGCAGCAAGAUGUGACCGAUGGAGUUUUAUUGGCUGAAAUCAUCCAGGUUGUAGCAAAUGAGAAGAUUGAAGACAUCAAUGGCUGUCCAAAGAAUAGAUCUCAAAUGAUUGAAAACAUAGAUGCGUGCCUGAGUUUUUUGGCUGCCAAAGGAAUAAACAUACAGGGAUUGUCGGCAGAAGAAAUCCGGAAUGGGAAUUUAAAGGCCAUCUUGGGCCUUUUCUUCAGUCUGUCACGGUACAAGCAGCAGCAACAGCAGCCCCCCAAACAACAUUCACAGCAUCAUCCAUCCCAGCAACCUCUCACAUCACCCCAGCAAGUAGGGCCUCAAUCCCAGUUCCAGGUUGGGCUACAGGAGCAGCAGCAGGGGCCAGCUUCUCCCCAGGCACAGUGCCAACAACCCCAGCAAGCACCACAUCUUCAGUUAAAAGCACAACCAGAAAUGCAGUCCAGUGCAUCAUCCAGGGACUCAUCUCAAAGCAAAAUCAUCCGCUUCACUCUCGGUCAGAAAAAGACUUCUAGACUUCCAGGUCCUACCACGAGGAUUUCAGCUGCAGGCAGCGAGGCAAAAACUCGUGGGUCAGCUAGUGCCAGCAACCGGCGUAGCCAGAGCUUUAACAACUAUGACAAAUCCAAACCUACAAGCCCACCAUCCCUUCUAUCAAACAGCAAUGAGAAAGAGCCAGCAGACAAUUUAACUCCCCAGCCCACAGGAAUGAAUGAAAAUGCACCAUCUUCAGUUCAAAGCAGCAGUAGCAACAAUGCUGCCAGUUGCAAUAACUCUUCAGCUAUCCCUCAACCCAGCUCUGCAGUCAAACCCUGGCGCAGCAAGUCACUCAGUGCUAAGCACACAGCCACAUCUUCCAUAUUAUCAGUGAAGCAGCAGGUUCAAGAGUCUCCAAAGCCCCCUUCAGAGAUGGUCAAAACAACUGCCAAUGGUCAGAAGUCCAUGCUUGAGAAACUGAAACUCUUUAAUACAAAAGGUGGCUCCAAAGCAGGGGGGUCAUCCCUUGAAGGUCCAGGGUCUCGGGACACUAGUUGUGAAAGACUAGAAGCCCUUCCUAGCUUUGAGGAAGGUGAAGAGAUGGAUGCUGCGAAUCGGAAUGUGAACAAUCCAGGACCAACAUCUAAUAGUCCCAAAAUUGCACUCAAGGGAAUUGCACAAAGAACUUUUAGCCGGGCGCUGACCAAUAAGAAGAAUUCCCCAAAGGGCAGUGAGAAAGAAAAAGAGAAGCAGAAAGAUAAGGAAAAGGAGAAAAGCAAAGACGUUGCAAAGAGAACAUCUGUAACAGAGAAAGCAGAGGUAAAAGAGGAGCCAAAAGAUGAACAAACCCUACCAGCUACAACAGAGAUGCCAAAAAAGUCCUCCAAGAUUGCAAGCUUUAUCCCUAAAGGAGGAAAGCUGAAUAGUGCCAAGAAGGAGGUCUCUGCCCCUUCCCACAGUGGAAUACCAAAACCAGGGAUGAAAAACACCACAGGGAAACCCUCAAGUGCCCCAAUAUGUUCUGCAAAGGAAGGCGAGAGAAGCCGCAGUGGGAAGCCAGCUUCAGGCCUCUCUCAUCAGAAGCCCCAACUAGACAGCAGGAAUUCCAGUUCCACCUCAAGUUUGACCUCCUCUGAAGGGAGAGGAAUAGGGGGCAUGUCUGCAAUGAGUACUAGCAGCAGCACCCAGGCUGUCAAUGGCCCAACCAGUAGUACCACACAGACCACAGGAAGCAAUACUGUGAGUGUUCAGCUACCUCAUCCACAACAGCAAUACAACCACCCGAACACUGCCACAGUAGCCCCAUUCAUGUACAGAUCACAGACAGACAAUGAAGGGAAUGUAGCAGCUGAGCCCAGCACUGGAGGAGUGAGCAUGGAUUCUGCUCCUUACACGAAAACUGGACAGCCUAUUCUAGAAGAUCUUUCUGGGGAAGAUCCAGAAACUCGCCGACUGCGAACUGUCAAGAAUAUAGCUGAUCUUCGACAAAACUUAGAAGAAACCAUGUCUAGCUUACGAGGAACCCAGGUUUCUCACAGCACACUGGAGACCACCUUUGAUACCAAUGUCACCACUGAAAUAAGCGGCCGCAGUAUUCUCAGCUUGACGGGAAGGCCGACACCCUUAUCUUGGAGACUUGGGCAGUCCAGUCCCCGUCUUCAGGCAGGCGAUGCUCCAUCAGUGGGUAAUGGAUAUCCUCCAAGAGCCAACGCCAGCCGGUUUAUCAAUGCAGAAUCUGGGCGUUACAUGUAUUCAGCGCCUUUGAGAAGACAGCUAGCAUCUCGGGGCAGUAAUGCUUGUCAUGUGGACAUCUCAGACAAAGGAGGCGAUGAAAUAGAUCUUGAAGGCAUUAACAUGGAUGCCACAGGCUAUAUGAGUGAUGGCGAUGUUCUGGGCAAGAAUAUAAGGACUGAUGACAUUACAAGCGGGUCUUCCCUCCAAGGAUCAGACUCCUGGCCAUCUUCUUUGCCUUCGCUGAACUAUUUUGAUUUGUCUACAUGCUUCUUCAGGUACAUGACUGAUGGUGGCUUGGGCCUUUACACUCGCAGAUUAAAUCGACUUCCGGAUGGGAUGGCUGCUGUACGGGAAACUCUGCAACGCAACACCUCACUGGGUCUGGGCGAUGCAGACAGUUGGGAUGACAGCAGUUCUGUCAGCAGUGGGAUCAGUGAUACCAUAGAUAACCUCAGCACCGAUGACAUUAACACAAGCUCCUCCAUCAGCUCCUAUGCCAACACACCUGCAUCCUCCCGUAAGAACCUAGAUUCCCAGACUGAUGCUGAAAAGCAUUCCCAGGUAGAGAGGAAUUCCUUGUGGUCUGGUGAUGAAAUUAAGAAAUCAGAUGGAGGCUCAGACAGUGGUGUAAAGAUGGAGCCUGGAUCUAAAUGGAGACGGAAUCCUUCUGAUGUGUCUGAUGAAUCUGAUAAAAGCACUUCUGGGAGGAAGAACACAGUCAUUUCACAGACAGGCUCCUGGAGACGAGGCAUGUCUGCUCAGGUUGGCAUUACCACACCAAGGACAAAGACGUCCGCCACCUCAGGAACAUUGAAGACACCUGGAACAGGGAAAACCGAUGAUGCCAAGGUAUCAGAAAAGGGUAGAAUUUCUCCUAAAUCGGGGCAUGUUAAACGCUCCCCAUCCGAUGCAGGACGUAGCAGUGGUGAUGAAUCGAAAAAACCUCCUGCAAAUAAUUCUAGAACAGCUGUUGCUAAUACAAAUACUUUUGGAUUUAAAAAACAGAGUGGGUCAGCUGUCGGGAUGACCAUGAUAACAGCCAGUGGUGCCACUAUCACCAGUAGAUCAGCUACUCUGGGCAAAAUCCCCAAAUCAUCUGGACUGAUGGGUAGAUCCAGUGGUCGAAAGACUAGUGUUGAUGGCUCACAGAAUCAGGACGAUGGUUACAUAGCCAUUAGUACCCGAACAAAUCUUCAGUACCGGAGUUUACCCAGGCCCAGCAAAUCUAGCAGCAGAAGUGGAGCUGGCAAUAGAUCUAGCACCAGCAGCAUAGACUCCAACAUCAGCAGCAAGUCUGCAGGCUUGCCUGUUCCUAAAAUGAGAGAACCAGCUAAAAUUUCCCUUGGAAGCUCUCUGCCAGGCUUAGUCAACCAGACAGAUAAGGAGAAAGGGAUUUCAUCCGACAAUGAAAGUGUGGUCUCUUGUAAUUCUGUUAAAGUGAACCCCGCAUCCCAGGCAACUUCUAGUGCGUCCCAGAGUGCUCUCCAGCAAGGAGUCAAGUACCCAGAUGUGGCCUCUCCCACUUUGCGUCGACUUUUUGGUGGAAAGCCAAAUAAACAAGCUCCCAUCACUACAGCAGAAAGCAUGAAAAAUUCAGUGGUUAUAUCCAACCCUCAUGCAACCAUGAACCAACAAGGGAACCCGGAUUCUCCCUCUGGCAGUGGCAUCCUGAGCAGUGGUGGUAGUAGUCCCCUUUACAGUAAAAACGCAGACAUGAACCAAUCUCCAUUAGCAUCUAGUCCCAGUUCAGCUCAUUCGGCUCCUUCCAACAGUUUAACCUGGGGUACUAAUGCCAGUAGUUCUUCUGCCGUCAGCAAGGAUGGCAUUGGAUACCAGUCUGUCAGCAGCCUGCACACCAGCUGUGAAUCCAUUGAUAUUUCUCUCAGCAGUGGAGGUGGGCUGAGUCAUCACUCUUCCAGUGGCUUGACUGCAGCUUCUAAAGAUGACUCCUUGACUCCUUUUGUUAGAACCAACAGUGUUAAGACAACAUUGUCGGAAAGCCCUCUCUCUUCCCCUGCUGCUAGUCCCAAAUUCUGCCGAAAUACUUUGCCCAGGAGGCAGGACAGCGACCCACAUCUUGAUAGGAACACUUUGCCUAAGAAAGGACUCAGGUAUACGCCAUCCUCACAACUUCGCAAUCAAGAAGAGGCAAAAGAAUGGCUGCGCUCACACUCUGCAGGAGGCCUUCAAGAUACAGUUGUCAGUUCUCCAUUCUCCUCUGGCUCCAGCAUAACAUCACCUUCUGGGACUAGAUUUAACUUCUCCCAGCUUGCAAGCCCCACUACAGCAGCCCAGAUGAGCUUGUCAAAUCCAACCAUGCUGCGGACGCACAGUCUUUCUAAUGCGGAUGGCCCGUAUGAUCCUUACAGUGACACCCGGUUCCGGAACAGCUCAAUGUCACUGGAUGAAAAGAGCAGGACAAUGAGCCGUUCUGGGUCAUUCCGGGAUGGCUUUGAGGAGGUGCAUGGGUCCUCUCUCUCUCUGGUUUCCAGCACAUCGUCUAUUUAUUCAACGCCUGAAGAAAAAUGUCAGUCAGAGAUCCGCAAGUUAAGAAGGGAGUUGGAUGCAUCUCAGGAGAAGGUCUCAGCUCUAACAACACAGUUGUCUGCCAAUGCUCACCUUGUGGCAGCGUUUGAACAGAGCCUGGGAAACAUGACCAUUAGACUGCAAAGCCUUACCAUGACUGCCGAACAGAAGGAUUCAGAACUGAAUGAGUUAAGGAAAACCAUCGAGCUGCUGAAGAAACAAAAUGCUGCUGCUCAGGCUGCCAUUAAUGGAGUAAUUAACACACCUGAGCUCGCCUGUAAAGGAAGUGGGACUUCCCAAACAACUGAUUUGCGGAUCCGAAGACAGCACUCUUCAGACAGUGUCUCUAGCAUUAAUAGUGCUACAAGUCACUCCAGUGUGGGAAGCAACAUAGAAUGUGACUCUAAGAAAAAGAAAAGAAAGAACUGGUUGCGCAGCUCCUUUAAACAAGCUUUUGGUAAAAAAAAAUCACCCAAGUCAGCAUCUUCUCAUUCAGAUAUUGAGGAAAUGACAGAUUAUUCUUUGCCUUCAUCACCAAAACUGCCUCACAAUGGCUCAGUCUCCACACCAUUACUGAGAACUUCACAUUCCAAUUCUCUGAUUUCGGAAUGCACUGAUAGCGAAGCUGAAACAGUCAUGCAGCUGCGAAAUGAGCUGAGAGACAAAGAAAUGAAGCUUACUGAUAUCCGCUUGGAAGCUCUGAGUUCUGCCCACCAGCUUGACCAGCUCCGGGAGGCCAUGAACAGGAUGCAGAGUGAGAUUGAGAAACUGAAAGCAGAAAAUGACCGGCUGAAGUCUGAAAAUCAAGGCAGCUGCAGCAGGGCCCAGUCUCAGGUUUCCAUUUCAUCUUCUCCCAGGCAGUCUUUGGGUCUCUCACAGCACAGCCUGAACCUUGCAGAGUCAGCUAGUCUUGACAUACUGCUGGAUGAUCCUGGUGAUGGUACUUCUCGGAAAGAAGGAGGCAGACAUGUUAAGAUAGUUGUCAACUUUCAGGAUGAAGUUAAAUGGAAAGAAGAUUCUAGGCCUCGCCUCUUCCUCAUUGGCUGUAUUGGAGUCAGUGGAAAAACCAAAUGGGAUGUACUGGAUGGUGUUGUUAGACGUCUGUUUAAGGAAUACAUAAUCCAUGUAGAUCCUGUGAGUCAGCUAGGGUUGAAUUCAGACAGCGUCCUGGGAUACAGCAUUGGGGAAAUCAUACGCACAAAUAGCGCAGAGACACCUGAGCUGCUGCCCUGUGGCUAUCUGGUUGGUGAAAACAACACCAUCUCCGUUACUAUCAAAGGUAUUGCAGAGCAUAGUUUGGACUGUCUGGUGUUUGAGUCCCUGAUCCCAAAGCCUAUACUACAGCGCUAUGUGUCACUCCUGAUGGAACACAGAAGAAUCAUUUUAUCUGGUCCAAGUGGCACAGGAAAGACGUACUUAGCCAAUCGUCUGUCAGAGUACAUGGUGCUUAGAGAGGGCAGGGAGCUGGCUGAUGGCGCUAUUGCAACAUUUAAUGUAGAUCAUAAGUCCAGUAAGGAACUCCGCCAGUAUCUUUCCAACCUUGCUGACCAAUGCAACAGUGAAAACAAUGCUGUGGAGAUGCCUCUUGUGAUCAUUCUGGAUAAUCUGCACCAUGUUAGCUCCCUGGGAGAGAUCUUCAAUGGGCUCUUGAACUGCAAGUACCACAAAUGUCCUUACAUUAUUGGAACCAUGAACCAAGCAACUUCCUCAACACCUAACCUUCAGCUCCACCACAACUUCAGAUGGGUGCUAUGUGCCAACCACACUGAGCCAGUCAAGGGCUUUCUUGGUCGUUUUUUGAGAAGAAAACUCAUUGAAACAGAGAUCGGUGGCAGGAUGAGAAAUGCGGAACUAAUUAAAAUCAUCGACUGGAUUCCAAAGGUCUGGCAACAUCUCAACAAGUUCUUGGAGGCUCACAGUUCUUCAGAUGUUACUAUUGGUCCACGACUAUUCCUCUCUUGUCCUAUAGAUGUGGAUGGUUCUAGAGUUUGGUUUACUGACCUCUGGAAUUACUCCAUUGUUCCAUAUCUUCUUGAGGCUGUCAGAGAAGGCCUACAGCUGUAUGGAAGAAGAGCACCUUGGGAGGACCCUGCCAAAUGGGUAAUGGACACUUAUCCAUGGGCAGCCACUCCACAACACCAUGAAUGGCCUCCUCUGCUACAGCUGCGGCCAGAAGAUGUUGGAUUCGAUGGUUAUUCCAUGCCACGGGAAGGCUCAACUAGCAAGCAAGUUCCACCCAGUGAUGCUGAAGGAGAUCCUCUGAUGAACAUGCUUAUGAGAUUGCAAGAGGCAGCCAACUAUUCGAGCCCCCAGAGUUAUGACAGUGACUCCAACAGCAAUAGCCAUCACGAUGACAUCCUGGACUCAUCCCUGGAGUCAACGUUGUGAUAUGAAACCAGCGGAACUUAUCAUGUCCCAUUGUUCGUCUCCUGCUUCGAGUCACCACCCCAUGAGGACAACUGGUCUUUGGUCCAGAUGGACAUCUCAGUAUUAGAGCUGCAAGAACAAUACAAACUUAUUCUGCUCCUUUCCCCACCCCGCAUCAGUCUUGAAUAUGGGUGCAGGCAACCCAGUUGAUGUUUUUUGUAUUGUGUUUGUAUUUUUUCCUUAAUAAGAACUGCACUACUUUGUUUUUUUGUUCUUUUGACAUUGCUGUGAGCUCACAUGCCUAAGACACUGAAUACAUUUCCUCCCCAUAAAAACAAUAAUAUUAGUCAUAGUAAUUUCUGGGGUGGGGUGAGGGGGGAGAAAAGAACAAGCUUGCCUUCAAAUUUAUGGAAUGAGACAGCUUUGUGCCAUGUACUGUCCAGAAAGGGAGGAAAGUGGGUAGAUCUUGCCGCCACUGCUGCUGACCAAACUCAUUCAGUGAUCGCUGGAUUUUUGCAAGUCAUGUUUGCAGGCUAACCUCAGCCACAUAUAGUUAUGGUGCUAUAGCAUAACUGCUUGCCUUGGUGAUAAUAUUCCAUAAAAGGCAAAGAGUUGCAAAACAGGGAAAUCUAAAUAUUCAAACAGAUAUGCAUACCUUGAAAAACAAAACAAAAAGUCUGUUCCCCCUGCCAGUUUGACACCCUGACAUUCUAUAUUAUGAUUUUUACCUCGUUUACAUGGAUAUCAACAAUAGGCUCUCCACCAAGCACAUUCAGUGUUAACUUUCAGUGAAGUAAAAGAAAGGUGGUGCCACAGUAGCGUUUUGUGGACUAUGGCCAUUCUGGCUGGGAUCCAAAGAGCAUGCAUAUCGGAGAAGCCCAUGUUUGCAGACCAUGUUUUGUUUCAACCUUUUCCUGCAGCAGAUCCCACUGCUGAGUAGGCAAGUCUCUGUUAAAGCCAGAGAGCAGUUUGUUUCUUCAGUUCUAGAACCUGCUGCAGUAAAAAGUGAAAGCUCUGUUGUAGGCAUGGUGUCUCUUCCAUAUGUGCAUAUUCCUCUUUGCCUGUCAGACCUGUCUGUGAAUAUAUGACCCUAACAUAUUUUUCAAAAAUCGGUUCCAAGUUUUUGGAACACCAUGUAGGGUCACCAAUACUUUUACAAAAUUUUAAGGAGGCCCAAGAACUCAUGGAAUGAGUUUCAUGGUUCUUUGGGCCCUGCCAGUGUUUCUGGAAGUCAAAAAUAUAAUCAGUCUGUAUCUACUUAUUUAAUUAUUUCUCUUUGCUUGUCUGUCAUUGAUUACUACCCCGGUGGGGGGGGGCGGUGUGUGUGAUCCCUUAAUAUAUCAACUUAUUUGCGUGAACAUGUAGAAAGAUAAAAGGAGGAUAAUAAUUUGUCCUGAUCCAAAAACAAAAAUCUGGUAAUCCAUGUAAAAAUUAAGAGAGACUGAAUAGAAGUGAAUUUCUCCCCCGCAAAAAACCUGGAAGCUCAGCCUUCCUGCUUCGUCCUUAUAUUCAAAAUUUGUAGGGUUGUUUCCUUGUAGGCCUUUUUUUUUUUUUAAACCAUGGCUUUUAAAAUCUUGAUUCAUAUCGCUCUGAGACCGUUCUUUCUUAAGCUGUUUGAAAUCAGUUAAGGCCUGUCAGUUUGCUUAGUUUUUACAAACAAUUUAACUUAGUAGUUGUAUUCAGCCAGAUCUCGUAUAAAGGAGAAUUGUCUCUCUAAAGAAGGGUUUUUUUAAUUUUUAUUUUUAAAAGGAACAUGUAUUUGAAUCCAUGGCCAAGCAGCAAACCUUGUUCUCUACAUAAGAACAGCCCUGCUGGAUCAGGCCCAAGGCCCAUCUAGUCCAGCAUCCUGUUUCACACAGUGGCCCACCAGAUGCCGCUAGAAGCCUACAGGCAGGAGUUGAGGGCAUGCCCUCUCUCCUGCUGUUACUCCCCUGCAACUGGUACUCAGAGGCACCCUGCCUCUCUGUUUCUCUUCCUUCCUCUCCAAACGCACAAAAUAAAGGUUAGGCUUGGUGCUUCUGCUGGGGAGCAAGAACACCUCACAAAGAAUGGCAUUCUGAUAUUGGUGUUUUUGUUUUUGUUCGGAAUGGAACAGAUACGACAGCAACCAGUCAGCUGCCUUGGUCUGUACCUCAGCUAGAGCUGCAGACCUCAGUAUACACACACACCUUUUCAGCUAUCUUUGGGUGCUGAUUUUUUUAAAGCGAUGCCUUACUUACUUUCUACUAAUUGUGUUUGAAUUCCAUUAGUGCUGUAUAUGGUGGGUUUUUUUAAUUUAAACAAAACAGGGCUAUAGAAGUCAUCUCUUGGAGUACAAUAAUGUGAGUUGCUGUGAAUAUUGUUUGUAAUAACGAUACAAGAUUUCUUUCAUAUUUAAAUGUGACAGUAACUAAUGGAGGCAAAUGAGAGUGAGAGAGAAAUUAUUUUCAUAAUUUCCAUAUCAACCUGCAUCUGAUAAUUCAUUGUACAGUAGCUUAUCCAGUGAAGGGAGAAAAUUAAGGCAUUGUUUCUAUUAUAUGGAAUGCAUCACUGCUAAGCUAGGAGGAAACAAUGGAGUCUUUGGUUUUUAUAUUUGCAGGUAGAAUAUUUGCCACAGUUUUUAAAAGAGCAUGUUAGUCUUUGUGGGUUUAAUAUAAUGCAACAGAUGCAAGGUCAUGCUACCAGGACUUGGUUUACUGAGUUGGGUAGUUUUUAUAAUACCUCAGAAUUUUCUGCUUUCAAUGACAUGAACUUUAAUCUGAUGUCUUUUGAGCUUUUUGUGAACUUUGCUCCCACUGCAUUUUUCUAGUGUUGAUGCCUUUGAAAUAACAAUUUGCAGAAGGCACUCAAUUGGGUAUUAAUUAGUCUAAAAGAUCUCUUGACUGUUUCCUUGUAACAAAAUAGAAAAGGGUUAUUCAGCUAACUUUCUUAAUUUUAAUCUGGGUACUGAAAAUGAGCACCAUUAUCCAGAAUUUUAGGCAGAUCAAACCAAUAUGCUAGAAGGGAAGUAGUUUUUCAGUACCUUUUCCACUUAAAAGCACUGAUUAUGGGGAACAGGUAUGAAAGGUUUCCCAGGUCAAGAACUCCCUCUUUCGUGAUUUUCUAUCAUAGAAAAGGGUUCUAGCCUAGACUUUCCCGGUUAUGUUGCCUUUUCACUUGCAGGGAGUUCUUUGCUUAGAGGGAGCAUUCAAAUAUGAAAACCAUCUACAUUAUCGAUUUCUCUUAAUAAAGAGUCCCAGGAGAAUUGUACCACAUGCUUUUUCUAAAUGUUUGAAUUAAUUUGUUGUGCCAAUAGAGAAGAAUCUGGCCUUCUUCUUCCAACAUAGUGCUUUUCUUCAUAGAAAUCCAUUGGUAUUUCUUUGUGUAUAUUCCUAUACAUGAAUAAUUUUGAAGGAAAAGUAUCCCUGCUGUUUCUUCCUCACAAAACCUACUUUAAAAUGUAUAAGGAUGGUCAGUUCUGGUGUCAUGGCUUCCUUGUGUGCCCCUUCAUAGUAAUAAUUAGGGAUGUGCAAAGUAUUUCGAGCUUAAAAUGAGCUCUUUCGAGUGUUCUGAGCUUGAAACAAAACACCCUUAAAAUAAAGGGCCUGUUUUGAGUGUGAAACAAAAUGACCCCAUUUUGAAACAUUCUGAGUGCCAUUUUGGAGGGCUGUUUUUCAGGGGAGAGUUUGUCUACCAAUUGGAGUCUGUGGGUAGACCAGGCCUCCGCUCUGGACUUAAAGCACCAGCUUGCCUUGGAGGACUGUUCUGCUGCAUAGACCAGCCCUCCGAGGUGAGUCAACGCACCAAGUCCAGAGCCCAGGCCUGGUCUACCCACCAACCCCAAUCAGUAGACCAGCUCUCCCCAGAAAAACAGCCCUCCAAAAUGGCACUCGAAACAUUUCAAGUUUGUUUCAUCGAAACAGCCUGUUUGGCCCCUGUUGCGACGAAACAUUUUGAGCAUUUUGUAUUUCAUUUCAAGCUCAAAACAAAUGCAGAAUCCAUUUCAUACACAUCCCUAGAAAUAAUUUCAGAAGCACUCUGCUGGAAAAAGACUUCUCACAGAGACCCACUGUUCUGACCUCAGGGGGGACUAGUUGAUAAACUACAUAUUUCUACAUUUGCAGUUUGAACCCCAUGGAUGUUGUGAUGUGAGAAACCUUCUUCUUAGAUUUGGAGACUUGCAGAUUGCCUAAAUUUGUACCCAUACUAAUAUGAUAGUUAGCAACCACUCACAUGGAACCCUCUGCACUCCUAACAGGCAAAAUAUUCCUCUGUAGAAAUUGGGAACUUCUGUCUCCUAAGUCUGCUUUUUUCCAAGAGUAGAGUUAGGUAAUUGGUGUUUUCCCCCCAUUGCACACUGAUUUGGCCAGGGAGGUGUUUGCAUGGUAGAAUCUACAUGGAACUGUGUAUUAUGCAUUCAUUCACCCUUUGAUCAUCUUUGCAGCUGCCAUGUUUUUAAUGUGCAACGUUAUAGAAUCUUGCUUGAAGGCAUGGUGGUUGUGCAGCUGAUUGUGCCUUGACUCGCCCCUUCUGUGGUUCUUGGGGAAAGUGCAUCCUAAGUCACAAGGUUCCCGUCUCCUUGCUUUUUAUCUGCUAAGAGCUUGUUUGAAGCAAACCACCUUCUGGUGUUCCAGACAAGGAUACCUUUUCCUUGUGAACAUGGGCAUUGUGGAAUAGCUUCCUACACCUUUGACUUAUACAUGGAAACACUUCAGGAUUCUAUUCACCCUACCCAAAAUGGCAACUGACCCUAGCAAUAAAAGCGUUCUGCAGAUACAUCUGGAUAUGUGGCUUACAUAGUCUUUGAUUGUGCCUCAAGGGCUAAAUCAUACAAGGGAAUUCAUGCUGUUCAGGGUUCUUUUUUGUUUUGUUUUUUAAACAUAUAUAUAUGUGAGAACUCUUUCUACAGUGUAUGUACAUGCAUUUUCCAGUAAAGUAUCCCUGCCACAAGUGAUUGCUGUGAAAAUGUAAUGUAUGAAUGUGCACACUUCAACAGGCUUCAGUUUGAUUCCAUAUGAACAUAUUCUGCUAGAUUUCAGAAACAAAAGAUGUGGUUUAUAAAUCAAAGCCACGCACUUCCCGAUUCCAACCAUUUCCUGGCAGGUGAUGUACAGACUUGAGCCAAAGGCUCUGUCAAUAAUGACAGAGAAGUAUAAUUUUGCAAAAUGAUGCAUGGAUGGAACUGAUCCUUCCAGAGAAAUGGCUGGAUAAAUUUUCUUGUGCUGAGCUUUUCGUGUACAUGUACAGCUGACUGGAUUUGGGAGCAUUACAUUUUCACAGAUAUCAGGGUACAGGAAUUGUUCGUAAGAAAAAUAAAACUAUGGGAAAUAGCAUGGUCCAUUAGGUUUGGAUCUGAGCUGAUUUCACUCCACAACCCCCAUUGCCUUGGAAUAGACUUCAUACAUGUGUUGGAUAUUCUGUUUGUUUUUCCUGCAUCACCUGUUGCCACAAACAGAAAAGGAAUUCUAUCUUUUAUUGCUCUCUAAUAGUUGAGUCACUGAAAAAUAAUGAAAUGGGGGGGAAAUUUAAUUGUCACACAACUGCAGUGUCCUUUCUGAUACUUCGGAAAGCAGGGUUGCCUGUUAUGCACAUUUCUUGCCUAAUUCAUCUUUUCAGGAUAGAUGAACUGUACACCUACCCUACCCUUUAGAAAGACUUAAUGCUUUAUUGAGAUUGCUUCAUUCCAUGCUCCCCCAACCCCCCAAGCCUGCAUGAUUUCUGCUUCUUUCCUCUUUUUUUAAAAAAGUACAAUACUCUAUGCAACAUAUGUGUUAGGUUAUAUAUUGAGAGCAUACACAUUUUUCCUUUCACAAUUGCCAAGAAUUGUACGUCAUGAAUCAGAUAUUUGAUACACUUUAUUUUUCAUUUUAGGUGAUGGUGCAGAGAUGGGGAAGGUUUGGCUAGCCUUUUUUGUUUGUAUAUUUUGGAAAAGAGAAAAAAAUAUCUCUAUGAUAUUGCAUUGUUGAUGCUUAACAUUUUGAUAUUCUGUGUCUUGAACUUUGUCUAAAUGUGGCAAUUCUCUUUUAAGGAAAAUAAAAGGAAAAAAAAACAAAAAAAAUGUGGAUAUUAAAUGGAAGGUUGCUGUUUUGAUCUAGUUGUUUCCAGUGGAACCAUUUAUGAGAAAAGUUCUCUAAGAUGUACAUUUUUUCAUUGUAACAUAGAAAUGUAAAUAUUUGAUUACAAGUGCUGCAUUUUGAUGAAUUUUUUCUAGCCAUUUUUAAAGAGAAAAACUAGGGCUUGAGUAUUUUGUGUACAGUAUGAUUUUUUUCCACCUCCCUAUUUAAUUUUCUGUUACCAUUUAGGAUUGGAAUUUGCAAAUGAUCUAUUUGAGAUCAUGCCUCCUUCUGCCUUGCCCUUACCUCUCUCCCCUGUCCCAUGUCAUGGAGAAUAAAGCUAAUGAUUGUACCAGUCUUAAAUUAUUCACGAUUCAAUAAAUUUGAUGCUUAUUUAUUCAAA